AUGGGUGAAUCACGACAGGAACUUGUGCAAUGGCUCAACAGCCUGCUCCAGCUGAACAUGACCAAGGUCGAGCAGUGCGGAACUGGCGCUGCCCUCUGCCAGGUCUAUGACAGCAUUUACCUCGACGUGCCCAUGUCGCGUGUCAAGUUCAACGUCAAUACGGAAUACGCAUACAUCCAAAACUUCAAAGUCCUGCAAAACACUUUUACGAAGCACCGGAUCGAGAAGUCGAUUCCCGUCGAGCAGCUGGUCAAGUGCAAAAUGCAGGACAACCUCGAGUUCCUGCAAUGGACGAAGCGGUUUUGGGACCAGAACUUCUCGGGCGAGGAGUACGACGCCGUCGGCAGACGGAAAGGCGGCGCGCUGCCCUCGAACGCGACGGCCCGCGCGCCCGUGUCGGCCGGCGCUGGCGCGAGACGGCCCGGUGGCACAACGCCGACGACGGGCCCGCGCGUGGGCGUCAAGGCCGGAGUCGGCGGCGCCGCCUCGGCCGCGCUCCAGCAGGAGAACAACACGCUGAAGGAGACGGUCGUCGGCUUGGAGCGCGAGCGCGACUUCUACUUCAGCAAGUUGCGUGACAUUGAGCUGCUAGUCCAGCAGGCCGUCGACGAGGACCCCGAGCUCGAGAAGCAGGAAGACGGGCUGGUCAAGCAGAUCCAGACCAUUCUGUACUCGACUGAAGAGGGCUUCGAGAUCCCCGACGGGGAGCAGGUUGACGACCAGGAGACGUUUUAG
This is a messenger RNA of Lasiosphaeria miniovina, 735 nucleotides long. Its product is annotated as calponin-like actin-binding protein. Gene Ontology annotation, biological process: spindle assembly; protein localization to microtubule; regulation of microtubule polymerization or depolymerization. Gene Ontology annotation, cellular component: cytoplasmic microtubule; spindle midzone; microtubule organizing center. Bases 1 to 735 code for a protein of 244 amino acids. Gene Ontology annotation, molecular function: microtubule plus-end binding. Lineage: Eukaryota; Fungi; Ascomycota; Sordariomycetes; Sordariales; Lasiosphaeriaceae. The record is from RefSeq and is a predicted model, not a curated record. The transcript has 4 exons.